UGUUGGUCUAACUAAUAAACCUUCCAGGUACCUUGCAGGUAUUAAGAAAUCAAAUGGCCUACCCUAUUAUUAGGAACUCACGAUUUUUAUGUAAUGAGGUAUGCUGGAGUGGAACUGAGAGGUUACUAAUUGAGGAGCAGCAGCGUUUUUCGUCACAGUGGUCUCCUCUCUGAGCUAGUCUGAGGGGUCAUUCUUGGACUUCUUCUGUCUUUUGGGCUGCUGCAAUUUUAACCAAGAUGCGUAGCUUGAUUCUGCUUGCAUUCAUUGGUGUGUUCACAGCGCAAGUUUUCUCCCAACGCGUUGGUAAUGUUGAUAAAACCUUACCACCUAAAGAUGGAGCAAUAAGCAGAAGACCGAAAGUGGAUGACAAAACUAAAGGACCCGGAGACGGAGGAAUAACAAGACCAGUUGUCAAUGUCAGAACGAGGCAACCAGGAGGGGUAACAAGAGGACCGGAAGUUGGAGAUAGAACCAAGGGACCACGAAAUGGUAGAGUUACGAGGAGACCUAAAAAUGAUGACAAGAAAAGGAAACCAAAGAAAUUUAUCAAAAAGAUCAAGGGAGGUAAAGGACUUGGAAAUAUGAAAAAAAUGAAGCAGAGGUUUACAAGAAAAAUGAAAUCCUUCAUGAAGAUGAAGAAAGGCAUGUUCAGGAAACAGAAACAAAAUUAAACCAAGUGAACACAAGAUUUAGAGUAUAUGCCUUACAGAACGUCUUCCAACGCACUUACCCUUUCUCCAUGCAAAAAUGUUUUUUA
Saccostrea cuccullata (small rock oyster) is the source of this 757-nucleotide messenger RNA. RefSeq lists its product as uncharacterized. Lineage: Eukaryota; Metazoa; Mollusca; Bivalvia; Ostreida; Ostreidae. The transcript has 4 exons. The coding region runs from base 237 to 671 and encodes 144 amino acids. The record is from RefSeq and is a predicted model, not a curated record.